GCACAUCCUCGAUGCUGAUCCUGAAUUGAAACAUGAUGACAGCGUUAUGAUCUAAUUCCUCCUUUUACAGUAAGCUCCACAUAAAAACAUGUGACAUAACUAAUAACUGACAAUAAACAUACUCUCAGAUUCUAAAAAGUUGCACAUUGAAAGUGUUUAUCCAACUUUACUGGUUUUGAGGUUAAAUCAGUCUAGUUUGUUAAGAGAAAGUCUUUAUUUGAGGACACAGUGUGUUCCAGGUGGUAGCUCCACGUGCAGCCAGUAGGGGGAAUCGAUUGCUCACGCUGCCGCCAUCCCCUUCUCGUCUCUACUCCUCUUCUCCUCUUCCCUGCGUUCUCCCAGGUUGUGGAAACACUGCAGCCCGCUGGUCUGUGUCUGGAUCCCUCUCGCGCACAGAGCUGCUCAAGACCCUCCUACCGACUGGGCUAGGGGAAGGAGGAGGCAGUCUGCUCUGCUCGCAGCCUCGGACGAGCCCCCUUUACCGCCCUGUCAGUGUGGAGGAGAAGGAGAGAGAGAGAGAGAGAGAAAAGCUGAGAGACUCAGUGAUAGAGAAAGCGCACGUGAGAGAGAGAGAGAGAGAGCGAGAGAGAGAGAGCAACUGUGUGACAGAGGGAAAGAGAAUGAGGCAAGCUGCUUAGAGGAGUGAGAGAGCCGAGGAAGAAAUAAGGAACACAUUUUACAAGAGCAGGAAGAGGGAGGAUCGCAGACGAGGGACUCCUUCUUUACUGGGCACCUGGGACACAGUCACUGUGUUUUUUUUUUUCACUCGUCUUCUAGCUGGAACCCAGUGGAUUGACUAACCAACCAGUGGAUUUUUUAAUAUACGUGUGUGCCACAUCAUUCAGAAACUAGGAUAAUUUCCCUGUGUGAUCUGCUCUCUUGCUAGCUCGACCGCUACAGACUGAGAUUGCUUUCUGUGCCUGUGCUCGGCUCUCGUGUUGUGAUUGUGCUCCGUGCACAAAGUGCAUCUGUCGGCAACCGGUGCUGAGGAUAUCUCCCCUCUGUCAAACAGGACAGCACGCAGCGGAUCAGACUACAGAGGAGAGAGAGAGAGUGUGUGUGUAUGUAAGAGAGGGAAAAAGAGAGAGAGAGAGAGAGAGAGAGAGAGAGGGGCAGUGAGAGAGAGUCAGAUUCACAGUGUGUUUGAGAGAGAGGCAGAUUAAAGCACAGGCGAAAGACUGGAGUGAAACAGCUUAAAUAGAGAAGUGAACCUAUACGUCCUCUCCCGUUUUCCUUGCCAUCCCUUUCCUCCUCCUCUCCUCCUCCUCUUCCUCUCCCAUUUUCCAACAUUUACAGGACUGCCAGAGCUACUGCCACCUGCACCUCUUCACGUCUUCUCUUUCCUCUUCUUCCUCUACCUCACCCUUAUCACGCGUUACUAUCCGAUACCAGCUGCUGACAGACACGCUGCUCUUGGUUCUAGCACUUGUGGAAAUAUUUCCAUUGAUCCAGCAGUGAGAGACUGAGUGAGCAUCCGCCCGAUACUGAGGCUCCGGACUGGUGAGGCACCGUUCAUCAGGAGCUUCUCCAUCAGAGGUAGACCUUCCUCCCAGCCGCUGUCCCGCACGCAGACCCUGCCUUCUCCCUGGAGGACCGGCUAGCAACACAGUGGUGCGGACAGUAAAGACAGGAAUCGCACAGCCCCUCUGCUGCCUCUAUCCCAUUGCUAGCUACUUGGCAGCUCCCACCCCCGUGUCACCAUUCCCUGCCUCAGUGCUAAGGAUUCCAGCUACAUGGGCAAGCGAUUGGAGCAGCAGCCAAUGUACCCUCAGUACACCUACUACUACCCCCACUAUCUCCAGACCAAGCAGCCCUAUGCUCCACCCCCUCAUCCAAUGGCUCCUCCCAGCCCUAGCACCAACAGCUGCAGCCAGGGAGGAGCGGAGCAGCUGAGUAAGACCAACCUGUAUAUCCGAGGCCUGCCACCUGGGACCACCGACCAGGACCUCAUCAAACUCUGCCAACCGUAUGGAAAAAUAGUGUCAACCAAGGCCAUUCUGGAUAAGAACACCAACCAGUGCAAAGGCUAUGGCUUUGUGGAUUUCGACAGCCCAGCUGCAGCACAGAAGGCCGUGUCGUCUCUCAAAGCCACUGGGGUGCAGGCCCAAAUGGCCAAGCAACAAGAGCAAGACCCCACCAACCUGUACAUCUCCAACCUGCCCGUGUCUAUGGAUGAGCAGGAGCUGGAGAACAUGCUGAAACCCUUGGGUCACGUCAUCUCCACGAGGAUACUGAGGGAUGCCAACGGGGUCAGCAGAGGAGUUGGUUUUGCCAGGAUGGAGUCCACAGAGAAAUGUGAAGUAGUGAUACAGCAUUUCAAUGGGAAAUACCUGAAAACUCCGCCAGGCAUUCCAGCUCCCACGGAGCCUUUGCUGUGCAAAUUUGCUGACGGAGGGCAGAAGAAACGCCAGAGCCAGAGCAAAUACCCUCAGAACGGGAGGCCGUGGCACAGAGAAGGCGAGACUGGCAUGGCGUUAACAUACGAUCCCGCUGCAAUGCAGAAUGGGUUCUACUCCUCGCCUUACAGCAUCGCCACCAACCGCAUGAUCGCACAGACCUCCAUCACGCCCUUCAUCGCUGCUUCCCCCGUUUCCACAUAUCAGGUCCAGAGUACGUCAUGGAUGCCUCAUCAACAAUAUGUUAUGCAACCUACAGGUGCAGUGAUCACGCCAGCCAUGGACCACACUAUGUCCAUGCAGCCUGCCAGCAUGAUGGGCCCUCUCACCCAGCAGAUGAACCAUCUGUCCCUGGGCACUACAGGAAGUUACAUGACUGCUGCAGCUGCCGCGGCGCCUAUGCAAGGGACCUACAUUCCCCAGUACACUCCUGUGCCUCCAACAGCCGUCCCUGUCGAAGGAGUGGUGACGGACGCCUCCCCCCAGACAGUGGCUCCCUCAUCACAGGAGGUGGCUGGCCAGCAGCAACAGAUCCAGGUGGACAGCGCUGCCGACCAUGUUCCUGCUUACUCAUACCAGUCCAACAACGGCCUGAGCGAAUGUUCCUGUGACAGCGUUGCCUUGAGACAGAAGGUGGCUGCACUGUGAAUGUGAGGAAAAGAGAAUAGAAAGAGAUUGCUUCCAGAUUGCCCAGGCACCAAAAAAGAGACACUUUUUUCAUUUCCUACCUGGCCUACGAGAAAAAAAAAAAAAAAAAGAAAAAGAAAAACGCAAGAAGGAGGAGGAAAAGAGUGCUGAGGAAGGGGAUGGGAAAAUUGCUGGGCACAGUGCAAAGAAGUGAAAUUGUUUAGUCUGGGAACCUGCCUGAAGGGCUGGGCUGAAGCUUGAAAAGUUUCUCAAAGAAAAUUCUCAACCAAUUAAAAAAAAAAAAGUUAAAAAAAAUACAUAUACAAACAAAUGAAAAAUGACAAAAAAAAAAGGUUGAAUGCGCAGGUAGGUGAUGAAGUUUAUUUUGUAAUUAGAAAAGGGGAGUCAAGUUUGAGAUACACACAGAGAUUGUCUUCCUCAGAUAUUAAGCUACAAUUUCUUUUCACUCUUUUUUAUGUUCUAGUGUUAAAUUUUAGUUUUCUAGAUAUAUUCGAAAAAGUGUUUUUUCUUUCUUGAAUCUUCAUGGCCUUAAUUUGAAGGGCGCCAGAAACUUUUUACAGAGUUAAACUCUGACGUCUGGUUAGGAAAAAAAAAAAAAAAGCAAACAGAGUCAGUCUCUUGGACCACUUGGAGGGUACAAGACACUGGAUGAGUUGUUCUAAAGAGGAAAAAAGAAUCUAUCACAUAAGCUGUACAGAUUUAAUAGAGAAGAGCUUUUUUUUCUUUUCUUCAUUAGAAGAAAACUUUGAUAAUUAUUAUGUCAGAGGUAACUAAGUGUCAGAAGAAAACAAAAUGUCUGUUGGGGAAAAAGACUCGGGGGGGAGAUGAAGCUCUGAAGAGAUUUUUCACAAUGAGGAAAAAAUGAAAACAUAAGGAACAUGCUGCAUUGUGGAUGCAGUCUGUUGCAAAUGCUGAACUUGUUUUUAUUAUCAUAAUUAUUAUUUUACAUGGCAAAGUUGCUGUCAAUGACAUUAGUGCUUUUUAUCUGCCACAUUUUACCUUUUUUAUGAGCUUUAAGAUGUUUUUAGCCCGCUUUGCUUGUCACACUGCAAAAAGACAAAAAAAAGAAGAAAAAAAAUUAUAAAAUGAAAAAAAAAAAAAAAAAAAAAAAACUACGGAAAAAUUCUGGCAGUGAAAUAAAAACAGUAGAUUCAGUAGGAGCUUACGGUUUAAACCAAUCAGUGCAAAAGCAAUAGAAGAAAUUGUUGACAAUUUCUGUAGUCUUUCCUAGUUGUGGAUCAAAUGCAGCCCAUGGAUGGCCAUUUUUAUACCAAAGAUGAAGAGACACUCUGAACCAGAGUUUUGUUUUUGUUUUGUUUUUUUUGUUUUUCCUUUUCAUUUUUCAGUUUGAUUUUGUUGUUGUUGAUGUUGAUGUUGUUGUUGAUGUUAAUGUUGAUAUUGUUGUUGUUGUUGUUGCUGUUGUCGUUGUUUUUUAUUUGACCUUGAUGGCCGGACCAGUCCUUACUAUCCUUCUUUACACUUUCUUUUCAUCGGGUUUAAGCUAAUUUUCCACGGUUGUCCAAGCUGUCACCGAUGCAAACACACACACAGAGACACACACACACACACAUACACACACAGACAGACAGACAGACACACACACACACAGACAGACAGACACACACACACACACACACACACACACACUCUCACAUACUGUAUGUACACAUACAUGCACACACUUACAAACUCAUACACACCCUUCAAACAGUAUUUAAAUGUGCAAUGCAGCCGGUGGCAGCCCUACCAAAAGUCUUUUUUUCUUCUCCUCCUCUUCUCGUCUUUUCAUUUCUUUAUAUGUCUCAUCACUUUUACGAUGCUUUCACACACCGUGGGUGCAUUCCACUUCUCUCUCUUUCUCAGAUCCUGCAGGGAAAACUUUAGGAAACAGAUUCGGGGAAUGUUGCUUGCUAUGCUCCGUGGUCGUCGAUGCAUUGCUUCCAGCUUUGUCCUCUUAGUGAUUUCUGUCCUCAGUCUCUUUAUCUCUUUGAUUCAGCCGUAACUAACUCAACCGUUUCUCAGUUCUCGUACUGAGCUUCAGAGUUGAACUGGGAAUCUCCCUGCUGCUGUUUGACCUCAUUUUAAUCCCUGUCAUGUCGACAUCACCAAAUCUAGGUCACGUUUUUGAGUAUUUAUCUGCUGAGAUUACCAGAUGAGUGGUGUUUAAUGCAUAUUGUACAUCAGAUAAGGUGUAAAUCACAAAACUGACUUUGAAAUCUUUAGCAACGAUUGCAUAAACUUUAUGGAACAAACCUAAUGUACAUAUGUGGCAGCCAAAGAAUAUUAAAACAACUGUUUUAGAAAGUAAUGGUGGUUUAAAGGAGUAGUUUGACAUUUUGCCAAAUAGAGUUAUUCACUUUCCAAGAAUUGGAUGAGAAGAUGGAUAUCACGCUCAUGUCAGUAUGAGCUGCUGGUUAACUUAGCUUAGCACAAAGACUGGAAACAAGGGGAAACAGCUAGCGUGGCUCUGUCCAAAGCUCACAAAUAUUCACCUUCCAGCACCUCUAAAGCUCAAGGAUUAACACAUUAAACCUGGUUUGUUUAAACCAAACAGAAAAGUGAAAUAAUGACACUAUUUCAUGGGGAGUAAUGUUCUGGACUAUUUCUUGGCUAGGUGCAGGGACUUAACUGUCGUCUUUGUCGUUAGACAACCAGCAGAGACUCCGGGAAGUUAUUCUGAAGAAAUGUCAUACUAUUCCUUUAAAACACUUUUGAACAGAGACACAAUGACUCCACAUCUGUAAAGCAGGAAACUUCGCUUUGAAAGAUCCUGUUUGAAUUGUAAGACUGCCAUCACUGUGUGACACUAACAAGGCAUGGAAGAAGUGUGUUUAAAGGCUACAGAGGGACUGUCUGUCUUAAACUUCCCCCUGAUCGUUUGCCCAGUGCAAGCAGUGGAGGUCAGCACACCUGUGGGACCUAACUAGACUCCUCACCAGCCAUAACAACAUGUUGAUGGCAGCUCCUUCCUCGACCCCACCGCUGAGUGUCAGUUACACCCCUGGUUGUCCCAAUUUGUUGCACAAACAACCCCGACUCAUCUUAUCCGGUCUUUCCAUCUCAGAGCUGCACGAGGUUUUCAAUGACUUCAUCUCUGAGGAUUGUCCCUGAAGAAAUUGCCUGUGGGACAGCAGCCAUUUCUGCCCCCAUUACAGCAGCCUGUGUGUGUGUCAGGAGCACUGUGUGUCUGCUCUGUUCACUCAUGCCCGCCCGCUCUGCCCCAACAGUGGUGCUCCGGCACUAAAAAGACCCCGUUUUUUUUCCCUGCUUCACUGGCACCAUUAAUGUGCCAAGGCCAAGCCAGGCUCCUUUGCUCUCAUUUUCCCUCGCUGUCAUUCUCUCCCUCUUCCCCCUCUCUCCUGCUCUCUCUCUCUCUCUCUCUCUCUCUCUCUCUCUCUCUCUGAGGUUUCUUCUCUUUAUUGGAUGGUGCAGAAGCAGAACCACAAACCAAUUUCAGUCACUCUCGCAAUGAGGCUUGACGGGCCCAAUUUGUCUCCCUCCGGGGCAAUAGGAUCCACUCCAGUGUCCCUCAAAAGGCCCUUUUCUUCCAAACAGAGAAGGAGCUUUUUGUUUGGUGACAAUUGCAAUUGAGCUCUCGCAGUUCAUGUGACUCAUUCAAAUCUAAGUCCAGCGCUGCAUUUUGGGACGAGGUGGCGUGUUGUGCACAUUACAGGCAAGCUAUGUCAUUGUGCGUGGCGAUGUUUGUAACUAACAAUCAAAUUGUACAUCGAGUGCCUUUUUAACAAAGCUUCCAAAUGAUUCCAAAUUAUCAAUGUGAUAGUUAAAAACAGCAAAGCACAUGGGAGAGCGUGUUAAAGAAGGUGUGCUGAAGAAAUGCUACACAAUAUCGAAGCUACUCUAUGGUGCUAAAGAGGAAGCUGUCUCGGGCUUGUGCCUUCAUUGUGUUCACUGGUCUCUGUGACGAGCUGGCCACUGUUGAUCAUUUUGCCAUGAACUCACUCUUUGCAGGCCACCUGUCCACUUGACGACACACAAAAAGAAAGAGGAACACAGGUUCCUGUCGGGAACUAUACUUUCAAAGCCAUACAUACAUUUUCUUCUCCUCAGUAACACUGUAAAUACCUGCUGUACAUUCUUGUCUUCCAUCCACCAACGGAGGUCAAAAGCCAAAUGCGUCAUUCAAACUGUCUCUCAGUGAUCAUUCAGCUAUUUAUUGUCCAAUCAAAUCAACACCUGCCCUUUUCCUUUCAUCUGAUCUGCCACUCAACAUCUGCUUUCACUUGCCUCAAGGCCAUGAUUCGCUCUUAUCUCCCGAUGAAUAAGUCUCUGCCACAUUACAGUCUUUAAAGGCUAACGGCUGACAAAUGUUGGGCUUUAGAGCUCCCUGGACGUGCCCACACUGCUCAUCUGUUCGUCAUUGUUGCAUGAACUCACUGUGUCUGAACCAUUUUUAAACGACAGAGCUGCUACACUAUAACUUAACCAGUUUUAAGCUAGUAUGUGUGUGUGUCUGCGUGCGUGUGUGAAGAGUUGUUCUACUCAACAGUUCAACUUUUAGUGAGGUUAUGAAUACAGCAUAGCUACAACCGAGUUCUCUAGACUUUUACGGCUGCUGUUUUAUAGAGUACUGAAGACAUUUUUGAAGCUUAAUAGGACUCAUAAUGCAGGAGUUGCACAUCAGAGAGCAGAUCGUCCUACAAAUGGCCUGAGAUUCAAUAGUCAUGGCAUUAGGGGAAAUAGGAUUACAAAUAGUCAAGAGAUUAUGGGAAGAAAUGCACAACAAAGACUAUCAGCUCUAUUUUGCUAAUGGAGAUUUUAAGAAAGAAAAAUACGUUAAGGCAAGUGUUUGCUUUUGGUGCACGGUACUAAUAUUUCACAGAGAUUGGACAGAUUACCCGACUGAACAAAUAGAAAUGGCUUUUUCUUAAUAGCACAAUGGCAUAAUGUACCUUUUCAGAAUACCAAUACCUUCGUGGAAGUGUACAGAAGGCAUGCCUGCAAUUUUAAGGAGGCUGUAGCAGAAACGCUCUGCUCCCAGUCAGCCCAUGUGUCAGCACAAACCAGAAGCCAGCUAUGCCAAGAGAGAAAGUGUGUGUAUGUGUGUGUGUGUGUGUGUGUGCGUGCGUGUGUGUGUGCGUGCAUACGUGUGUGUGUGUGUUUGCAUGCGUGUGUGAGAGAGUGAGAGAGAAAGAAAGAGAGAGGGGGGAUCAUUAGCUCAUGUUGCCAGGCAGAAGUGGUCGUAGCCUGGAGUUUCUCCGUCUUCGUGCAGCAGUAUGUCCCCGCUACUGAAUUCCAGGAGGUGACCAGCUUGACCCCUCACUAAUUAGCAACACAUACUCUUCCUGUCUUGCACCACCAUACCCAGACAGUAUCUUUCUCUUCUUUAUCCACACAGUCACUCUUCAUUUUCCACCUCUUCCAUGCCUGCGUUUUGUAUUUAGCAUACCGUAGCAUGUCCACUCAAAGUCCACAUCAGCAUCUUUUCCACCUUCGGGAAAAACAUCAAAGUGAAAGAUUCUCUCAUCGUCUUUAGAGAAGAUUGGCCAGAGAUCGGGGGGGGCACUCCACCUCAUUCGCAUCACGCAACCUAUGAUUUGCAACAUGAUAUCAAGUCGUCAUGAUAAUUUUGAUGAUUAAUGUCACGAAUCAAAACAAAAGCCAGAUUGCACCCCAGGCGAGAGCAUGCAAGAGGACUUUCAUUUAUCUGCAAUUUGCAAUGAUCAUUUCUGAAACAUGAUGCUAACACCAGUUGCAGUAGGCGUGAGGGAUCACAGGUCAAAUCAGCAGGGAGAGCAGGUCGAAGGACGUCAUUCACACUGCUGACUGCUGGCCCAACACUCUUUACCGUGUCAGGAUGAUCCUGUUUGCUGCCAUAGUUCCAGAAAGUAAAGUUUAUGCAAUCAUCAAAAUUUAGUUACAAGCAUUGUUUUGUGGGUAAACGUCUAUCUGAAAAUAACAGAAUUUUCAUAAUGCGGUAAAUCUCACUCGUCUGGUGCCCCAAGAGAGUCAAGUCAUAUGCUUUGAAUUGUUUUCGACUACUGUUUGAUGCAGGGAGGAGGAAUGAUGCUGUAGAUUUAGAAAAAAAUGUGGGGAAAUGCAACCUUUCAUUCCUCGUCGGUUUUCUUUGGAUAACUCACACACUCGCUACAAGGUAAAUCUGAUUUUUCUGUGAGCUUACCUACUCUCAGAUACCGGAUAAAUACACAUCUUGAGAUUUUACCUACAUCCUGGUUUUCUCCGGUGUCGGUCUUUCAAGGCGAGGUGCUUACUUCACUGCCUUUUCUUAGGAAAAAAAAGAAAAAAAAAGUUUUCUCAAUCCGUCCCUUGCUCACCAUUUCUCUCAGUCACUGCCACCAUCCCUAAAUCUGACAUGAUUCAGACUGUCAUUUAUGUAUUGUGGCCUCCACGCUGUCACAGGAGGAAACUCAUUAGAUGUAUUACAUGUCAUACUCAGUUGAUGCGAGGCUCUUGCAGAUUCAUCUUUUGUGAAUGGAGUCGCAGCCGUUCCACAUUGAUUCCCGUGUGUUAGGAAAACAGUAGUUCAGAGUUACUCUCACAGCUUGUCUCUCACAGCAGAGUGUAAAGGAGAACCGUGGCUCAAUAACUCAUCACAGACUAGGGCAUACACACACACACACACACACACAUGCACUUACACACACUCUCCACACACAUAAUGCAGUGGGAAAAUUGCUCAAACUACCCCCCAUAAAAGCGAGGCCCUGUGCUUUUUAAUUGAUGCUUCGGUCCACCUUUGAUGAGAACUAUCGAUUGGCCACACAACCCCAGGAGCGCAGCCGGUCGGUCGGUCGGUCGGUCGGUCGGUCGGUCGAUCGGUCAGUCAGUCAGUUAGUCAGCCAGCCAGCCAGCACACCCCUCGUGGAGUUCAAGUGUGUUAGGCAAGGGACUCAUUUACCGGUUAAAAAGAGGAACUAUUUAUUAGGACAGCAGAGCGGUUUUUUAUUUGUUUUUUGUUAGUUUUCUCUUUUUCUUGUUUCUGUUUCUUUUUCACUUUUUCUUUUGUUUCAGCGCCGAGGAGGACAUGGUCACGCCUCGCACACGCUGCUCAGUGUGUGUGAUCUUUGAGAAACUAUCUGUACAUCUGUGGAUGUUAGGAUCUGACUUGGGUUUUAUGAGUUGUUUUUUUUUCUCUCUGAUGAAGCUUUCAAUAAAAAAAUGUGGAAAAAAGCA
Molecule: messenger RNA, 10196 nt
Organism: Seriola aureovittata
Lineage: Eukaryota; Metazoa; Chordata; Actinopteri; Carangiformes; Carangidae
Gene: rbms3
Product: RNA binding motif, single stranded interacting protein
Exons: 14
Coding region: 1734-3044 (436 amino acids)
Cellular component (GO): ribonucleoprotein complex; nucleus; cytosol
Molecular function (GO): mRNA 3'-UTR binding; poly(U) RNA binding; poly(A) binding
Source: RefSeq, a predicted model, not a curated record